CAUCGGGAUAGUUAUGGAAUUGAAAGGGCUUGAAGCUAAUGCGAUGCUUGCGUUAUCUCUUUGAAAAUUGCAUCUCCAUCCCUUGCUCAUUGCCGUUGCCGCUCGUGGCGCCCGGAGGAGUAGUGCUUCUCCCGGAGAUUUAAGCCAUCGCCUCUGAUUCACAUCUCAAAGGACGCACAGUGUGCUGUGGAGAACCACUAGCUCUUUGCCUCUUGUGAUUCUGAUGAUGGCCAUGGAAGUGUCAAGUAAAGCUCUCAAGGUCAUUUGUUAUGGAAAAUGUUGAGCUAUCAACUUGGAUGAUCUACAGUGAAGAAGUGCAAUUCUUCUUUGAUUGAUAUUUUGCACAAUUUCAAUCUUUGACAAAUCCUCUGGGACUUUCAGAUCUAUAACUAGUCAUUAUUUUUAAACUUUUUUCAUUCUUUCUGGCAAUUUUCCCUCUACCUAUAAAUUUUUGGCUUUAGUUUCUUAAUUAUCUUCAAGAAUUGUACCCUAGUGUUAUUUAUCAAUAAUAUGUUAUCGCCUUUUCCACUCUUCCCCUCGCAGUUCAGUUCAGUUACUUAUAUAGCUACUUCAACUAGCAUUAGUCCUCCUCUGUUCAUAUGGACAUAUAGUACAUUCCUAUCAGUAGGAAAGCAUAUCAAAGCAACUAGCCCAGUUUUCUUUUCACUCCAUUCUGCAGUAGCUUCCCUUGAGGAGGCAGCAGUAGAAGAUGAGGAAAAAACUGAUGCAAAACUUAAAUGGGUCGAUAUUGGCCCUAUCAUUACAGAGGCACAGAAGCAGGCAAUUUCUCAACUCCCUCCAAAAAUGACUAGACGGUGCAAGGCUCUCAUGAAGCGCAUCAUUUGCUUCUCCCCUAAGGAUGAAAUCAUGUCUAUUCUGCUGGCCUCAUGGGUGAAGACUAUGAAGCCAAUACGGGCUGAUUGGUUGUCAGUUAUGAAAGAAAUUAGGAGGUUGGGGAACCCUCUUCUCUUGGAGGUUAUGGAAUUUGCAUUGCUGGAAGACUCAUUUGAAGCAAAUAUUCGGGACUACACCAAACUUAUCGACAUGUAUGCAAAGCACAGUAUGUUGCAAAAUGCUGAGAAUAUUUUUCAAGCAAUGAAGGAAAGAGGUUUUACAUGUGAUCAGGUUACCCUGACUGUUCUAGUUCACAUGUACAGCAAAGCUGGAUAUCUUAACAAAGCUGAAGAAGUCUUUGAAGAGAUCAAAUUGCUAGGCUUGCCUGUGGAUAAAAGAUCAUUUGGUGCAAUGGUAAUGGCCUAUGUUAGAGCUGGGAUGCUAGACCUCGCAGAGAACCUCCUGAGAGAAAGUGAGGCGCAGGAGAUUUAUGUAGGAAAAGAAGUUUACAAGGCAUUGUUGAGAGCAUAUGCAAAGCUUGGAAAUACUGACGGAGCUCAAAGAAUGUUCAAUGCCAUACAGCUUGCACGAAUUGUUCCUGAUUGUUGGUUUUGUGCUCUUCUUAUAACUGCAUAUUGCCGAGCUGGUCAGAGUGACAAAGCUCAUAGUGUGUUAGAGAAUAUGAGGACUGUGGGUCUUGAUAUAAAUGACAAAUGUGUUGCUUUAUUAUUGUCUGCUUAUGAGAAGGAGAACAAGCUCGAGAAGGCUCUCUCCUUGCUGGUAGACCUGGAGCAAGAUGGAAUUAUGGUUGCUGAAGAAUCAUCCCAGAUUUUGGCAAGUUGGUUUCGUAGGUUGGGUGUUGUCAAGGAAGUAGAACUUGUUUUGAAGGAAUUUUCUGAAAGAAAGAGCAAUGGGAAAAGAAGCACAUUGCCUAGUGAAUGAGCAAUUGUUUUUUUCCCAUGUCGCAAACAUUCGAGCAAAAGUAGCAGCUAAAGUGUGAAAAGUCAAAGUU
Molecule: messenger RNA, 1846 nt
Organism: Dioscorea cayenensis subsp. rotundata (Guinea yam)
Lineage: Eukaryota; Viridiplantae; Streptophyta; Magnoliopsida; Dioscoreales; Dioscoreaceae
Product: pentatricopeptide repeat-containing protein At1g01970
Exons: 3
Coding region: 511-1776 (421 amino acids)
Molecular function (GO): protein binding
Source: RefSeq, a predicted model, not a curated record